This is a messenger RNA of Physcomitrium patens, 2866 nucleotides long. The record is from RefSeq and is a predicted model, not a curated record. NCBI's taxonomy places the organism in Eukaryota, Viridiplantae, Streptophyta, Bryopsida, Funariales, Funariaceae.
CCAAAGAAAGAGCAUUGUGAAUGUGGGCCAAUAUUCAAAAAGACGUAUUUGAAGUAGAUGUGGAAUUUAUGUUGGAUACAUUAAUUAAUCAAUCAUUAGUAAAAAUAGACAAAGAUGGACUUAUAAGAGUACAUGAAAAACUACAAGACAUGGGUAGAAACAUUGUUGAGAUUGAAAUGGAGUAUAAAUAUACUCGGAUGUGGAACUUGAAUAUAGAUCUAUUUUAUGGAUUAUCAAACAAGUUAGAGGGGUUAUUUUACAACAACAUAAACAACAACAUGAACAACAAAAAUGUAAAUGGAAUUGGACAUGCUUCUUUUCCAUCACUUCAAUUUUUAAGUUGUGAUGUUGGUGUUUCCACACCUGAAAGUAUUUUAAGGUUAUUAAGCAUAUUUUUUUGGUUGGUUAAGCAUUCUCUGUAUUUAAAAUGUUUUCUACUAGAUAUGCCACAAGAACACAUUUUAAAUGAAGAAUUAGUAAACAAAGUAUUGCCAAUGCUACAUGAUAAAGAUGUUUGGAAAAAGUUUGAGAGUUUAAAUGUCUUGCAAUUGAAAAAUUAUUCUUUUAUUAAGAAAUUUCCAUAUUCAUUCUUUAAAAUUACUACAUUAUUGGAACUUGAUUUAGAAGGAUGCUCAAACUUAACCAUGCUACCAAAUGAAUUGGAGUAUAUGACUUCUUUGAAGUUAUUAAAUUUAAAUGGUUGUACAAGAUUAAGAUCUUUAUCAACAUCCAUAGGAAGUCUUUUCUUUUUGAAAAACUUAAAUAUAAGAGGGUGUUUGAAUUUGACAUCAUUACCAAAUGAAUUGGGUAAUCUCACAUCUUUGACUACCUUAAAUAUGGGUUGGUGCUCAAGCUUAACAUGUUUUCUAUCUGAUUUAGCCAACCUCACAUCUUUGACUUAUUUGGAUAUAAGAGGGUGUUUAAGGUUAAUAUUAUUGUCAAAUGAAUUAGACAACCUCACAUCUUUAACUACCUUGAAUAUAGGAAGGUGCUCAAGCUUGAAAUUUUUACCAAAUGAAUUGGACAAUCUUACAUCUUUGACUUCUUUAGACAUAGGAGGGUGCUCAAGGUUGACAUCAUUGCCAAAUGAAUUAGGCAAUUUCACAUCUUUGACUACUCUUGUUAUAAGUGAGUGUUCAAGCUUAACAUCAUUGCCACAAGAAUUGGACAACUUAACAUUAUUGACUACCUUAAAUAUAAAUUGGUGCUUGAGGUUGAUAUCAUUGCCAAAUGAAUUGGACAACCUCACAUCUUUGACUAUCUUUAAUAUAGAAAGAUGUGCAAUGUUGACAUCAUUAUCAAAUGAAUUAAGAAACCUCACAUCUUUGAUUACCUUAGUUAUAAGUGAGUGCUCAAGCUUAACAUCAUUGCCAAAUGAUUUAGGUAACUUGACAUCUUUAACUACCUUGAAUAUAAGAGGGUGCUCAAGUUUGACAUCAUUGCCAUACAAAAUGGGCAACCUCACAUCUUUGACUUAUUUUGAUAUAGGAGGGUGUUUAAGAUUGACAUCAUUGCUACAAAAAAUAGCUAAACUUACAACUUUGACUACCUUAAAUAUGAGUUGGUAUUUAAGCUUGACAUCAUUACCAAAUGCAUUGGGCAAUCUCAUAUCUUUGACUAUCUUAAAUGUAAGUUGGUGUUUAAAGUUGACAUCAUUGCCAUGUGAAUUAGGUAACCUUAUAUCUUUAACUACCUUGAAUAUAGAAGCGUGCACAAACUUGACAUCAUUACCAUAUGAAUUGUAUAACUUCUCAUCUUUAACUACUUUAAAUAUAAGAGGGUGUUCAAGGUUGACAUCAUUGCCAUAUAAAAUUAGCAACCUCAUAUCUUUGACUACCUUUAUUAUGAGUGAGUGCUCAAGUUUGACAUCAUUACCAAAUAAAUUAGGUAAUCUCAUAUCUUUAACUACCUUGAAUAUAAAGGGGUGUUUAAGAUUGAUAUCAUUACCAUAUGAAUUAGGUAACUUACAUCUUUGACUUCCUUUGAUAUAAGAGGGUAUUCAAGAUUGACAUCAUUGCCAAAUGAAUUGGGCAAUCUCACAUCUAUGACUACCUUAAAUAUAAAAAAGUGUACAAACUUGACAUCAUUACCUCAAGAAUUAGGUAAUUUGGUAUCUUUGACUAUCUUAAAUAUGAGUUGGUGCUUAAGCUUGACAUCAUUGCCACAGGAAUUGGGCAACUUAUCAUCUUUGAUUACUUUAGAUAUGAGUCGAUGUUCAAGCUUGACAUCAUUAUCAAAUGGAUUGGACAAUCUCACAUCUUUGAUUAGCUUAAAUAUAAGUUACUGCUCAAGGUUGAUAUCAUUAUCAAGUGAAUUAGGCAACCUCACAUCUUUGACUACUUUGAAUAUGAGAGGGUACUCAAGAUUGACAUUAUUGCAAGUUGAACUAGGUAACCUCACAUCUUUGACUACCUUGAAUAUGAAAGGGUACUCAAGGUUAACAUCAUUACCAAAUGAAUUGGGCAACCUCAUAUCUUUGACUACCUUAAAUAUUAGUUGGUGCCCAAGAUUGACAUCAUUACCAAAAAAAUUGGGCACCCUCAUAUCUUUGACAAUUAUUGAUACAAGAGAGUCUUCAAGCUUGAUAUCAUAGUCAAAAAGAAUGAUCAAUACUUUUCAAAAAAGAUUCUUGUAAAACAAGUCUAAAAUCAAUAGAUAGUACAUUCAAAAGUUAGUGAGAAAAAAAAAAAAAAAACAAUCCUAAAUAAGAUAAAUUUAAAUUAUGAUUAUUCAAAAAAAAUAGUAAUUUUAAGAAUAUUAAAAUUAGAUAUAUUAUUUUAGAUUUGAAAGAUAAGAUGUAUAUGUUUCUAAUUUUUUGGCAUCUUUAUUUUUUAAAUUUUUACUUGACCUACUUUCUAAUUUUUAA